Eublepharis macularius is the source of this 2591-nucleotide messenger RNA. RefSeq names its product CLPTM1 regulator of GABA type A receptor forward trafficking (gene CLPTM1). Lineage: Eukaryota; Metazoa; Chordata; Lepidosauria; Squamata; Eublepharidae. The coding region runs from base 18 to 2048 and encodes 676 amino acids. The transcript is spliced from 14 exons. The record is from RefSeq and is a predicted model, not a curated record. Gene Ontology annotation, cellular component: membrane; endomembrane system.
GGCAACGGCGCAGCAAGAUGGCGGCGCCGGAGACGGAGGUGGUGGCGGCGGUGGGUCCCGGGGCUGGCCCUGAACAGCAAGUGACUAGCAAUGGAACUGCUGGGGGAGGCGAAGGGGUUGCUGAGACCCAGCAACAGAAUCAACCCCAACAGCAAGCGCCAAACGCCUGGCAGGUCAUCAAAGGAGUUUUGUUCAGGAUCUUUAUCAUUUGGGCCAUCAGCAGUUGGUUCCGUCGUGGGCCGGCACCACAGGACCAGACCACCGCUGGUGGAGCACCCAGGGCACCAAGCCGCAAUCUCUUCCCUAAAGACACUUUAAUGGAUCUUUAUGUCUAUAUCUCAGAGCAUGAGCACUUUACAGAUUUCAACACCUCCUCGUCACUUUUUUGGGAAAAGCGGGAUCUCGUUUAUGGGGAUUGGACCAGUGGCGAGAAUUUCGAUGGGUGCUAUGAACAUUACGCAGAGUUGGAUGUCCCUGAGAGCGUCCAGCACAAUGGCUCCAUGUUCAUCCACGUGUACUUCACAAAGAGCGGGCUCCAUCCCGAUCCAAAGCAGAAGAACUCGUACAAGCGGCUCUCCACAGUCCACACGUCACGAAUGAUAAAUAAAUACAAGCGCAGACGGUUCCAGAAAACCAAGAACUUGCUAACAGGGGAGACUGAAGCGGAUCCCGAAAUGAUCAAAAGAGCCGAAGACUAUGGCCCUGUGGAGGUGAUAUCCCACUGGCACCCGAACCUCACGAUCAACAUUGUGGAUGACCAUACGCCGUGGGUGAAGGGCAGCGUUCCUCCUCCGCUGGACCAGUAUGUGAAGUUCGAUGCUGUGAGCGGCGACUACUAUCCUAUCCUGUACUUUAACGACUACUGGAAUCUGCAGAAGGAUUACUUCCCCAUCAACGAGACAGUGGAGCGGCUGCCCCUGCGCCUCUCCUACUGCCCCUUGUCGCUUUGGCGCUGGCAGCUGUACGCUGCCCAGAGCACCAAGUCCCCCUGGAAUUUCCUGGGCGAGGAUCUGUACGAGCAGUCGGAUGAGGAGCAGGACUCCGUCAAGGUUGCUCUUUUGGAAACAAAUCCAUACCUGCUAGCAUUGACCAUUGUAGUUUCUAUUGUACACAGCAUAUUUGAAUUCCUGGCUUUCAAAAAUGAUAUCCAGUUCUGGAACAGCAGGCAGUCCCUGGAAGGGCUUUCUGUCCGCUCAGUGUUCUUUGGGGUGUUCCAGUCACUCGUCGUCCUGCUCUACAUCCUAGACAACGAAACCAACUUCGUGGUGCAAGUUAGCGUCUUCAUCGGGCUUCUUAUCGACCUCUGGAAGAUCACCAAAGUUAUGGACGUCAGGCUGGAUCGGGACAAUAAAGUUGCAGGGAUCUUUCCACGCAUCACCUUCAAAGACAAAUCAACAUACAUAGAAUCGUCUACCAAAGUCUACGAUGACAUGGCUUUCCGGUAUCUGUCCUGGAUCCUCUUCCCACUGCUGGGUUGUUACGCCGUGUACAGCCUCCUCUACAUGGAACACAAGGGCUGGUACUCCUGGGUUCUCAGCAUGCUCUAUGGAUUCCUCCUGACCUUCGGUUUCAUCACCAUGACACCUCAGCUGUUCAUCAAUUACAAGCUGAAGUCGGUGGCCCAUCUUCCGUGGAGGAUGCUCACCUACAAAGCCCUGAACACGUUCAUCGACGACCUCUUCGCCUUUGUCAUCAAAAUGCCCAUGAUGUACAGGAUAGGCUGCCUCCGAGACGAUGUCGUCUUCUUCAUUUACCUCUACCAGCGGUGGAUCUACCGGGUGGAUCUGACCCGAGUCAACGAGUUUGGGAUCAGCGGAGAAAACCAAGCGUCUCAGACGACGGCAAGCAUAGCUCAGCAAGACAACCCCUCUGCACUGCCAGCCAGCAGCCCCCUCGGAGCGAUUACGGAAGGGCCAGCCAACGGAGCCCCCCCGGCAGUGACGGGGGGAGUAGCCAAUGUAGAUCCAGUAGCUGGCUCAGCGGGCUUGCCAGACGGUGUUCCCAAAGCACUCCCUUUGAAAACAGCAGAGGAGAAGAAAAAAGAUUAACCUGCUCUAACUUUUAUUUUUUAAAAUCCCUAACUUGAUGACACUCUCACUGUUGGAUAAUGGACAGAUGGCAAAGGGGUGGGACGGGACGGGGCAGGAGGGCAAAGCUGCUUCGAUCCUCCUGGGUUCAAAGCUUUUUAUUUUAUAUUCCAGUAAACUUGUGGGGGGUGGGAAAGGGAGGAAAUUGUCGGGGGGGGGAGAGAUUGAAAAGAGAGCGCUUGAGACGUUAGUGACAUUCAGUGUGACAAGCUGUAUUCCCUGGGGGAGAAACGCCACCCCGCCCGCCCGCCCCUCCGUAAAUCUGUGUUUAAAGCAAAACUCCACCAGUAAUAAUUGUGAUCUCCAUUCCAUUGUGCUGGUAUUUAGAACAUUGUUAUUAAGGAGUUCUUCUCCGACUUGUGUCUCCGUUUCAUAAAGAGAGCUGAUUAUCAGAACAAAAAAACAACAACACACACACACCAAAACCACAAAGUAUCGUUUCUCAUCAUUACAUCCUAAUAUGGACUUUGGAUUUAAUAAAUUCAUAUGGGUGUUUAAGUUAAA